AUGGGUUGUGGAGGAUCAACGUCGACACAAACCGACUAUUACAGGGAAAGUCAAGAGUCAAGAUCAACGUCCACAAAAACCGACGAUGACAGGGAGAGUCAAGAGAAACAAAAAGGAACGGAAAGGGUCAACAGCAAACCCCAGGAAGAGGAGGAGGAGGAUUAUAUCAGAGAACCAGAGACCGACCCGGUAAAUUAUGAAGGAUCAACGUCGACAAUAAACGACGAUGACAGGGAGAGUCAAGAGAAACCAAAAGAUACGGCAAGGGUCGACAGCAAACCCAAGGAAGAGGAAGAGGAGGUGAAGGAGGCGGAUUCUUUCAGAGAACCAGAGACCGACCCGGUAAAUUAUGAAGGAUCAACGUCGACAAUAAACGACGAUGACAGGGAGAGUCAAGAGAAACCAAAAGAUACGGAAAGGAUCGACAGCAAACCCAAGGAAGAGGAGGAGGAGGAGGAGAAGGAGGAGGAUUUUCUCAGAGAACCAGAGACCGACCCGGUAGAUGAUGACAGGGAGAAUCAAGAGAAACCAGAAAGAGAGGAAAGGGUAAUAAGAGGAGUGCAUGACACUCGAAAUUACCAAGAGAAACCAAAAGGAGAGGAAAGGGUCGACAGCAAACCUCAGGAAGAAGAGGAGGAGGAAGAGGAUCUCAAAGAACCAGAGACCGACUGGGUAAAUUAUUAG
Molecule: messenger RNA, 684 nt
Organism: Saccostrea cuccullata (small rock oyster)
Lineage: Eukaryota; Metazoa; Mollusca; Bivalvia; Ostreida; Ostreidae
Product: cilia- and flagella-associated protein 251-like
Exons: 2
Coding region: 1-684 (227 amino acids)
Source: RefSeq, a predicted model, not a curated record